AUGCCAGUUAAAAAGUCUCUUCAGGAUGGGUCGAGGUCCUCCGAGCUUGGUCGCUCAGCCAGCUACAACCACAUCCCCCAGUUGCUCAUCGACAGUGAAACCGCUAGCAUCAAGAGAACCAUCUCAGAAGUGAACCUCUCUCAGCUUGCCGCUGAUGCGCAGUCGCCUACACAGCAGAUUGACGUCGAGACCGGGAAGAGUAUCCUGCGGCAGGCCUCGCUAAGAGAGAAAGCUGGUAGACGCCCCGUCCGCAACACGCAGCCACCUACAGACAAAAACAACAAAACCACAACCACCGAUAAUAAUAGCAACAGUGAUACCCCUUUACCCUCUGCCAAUAUCAGUCCGAGUGUCGAGGUGACCGCGGCGCCCAGAGUGUCUGCAGAACGUCCCCGCAAGGCCUUCUCUAAGUCGUCGUUCGCAAACUUGACCCUUAAGCCAUGGAAGACCUCUCGGUCACCCUCGCCUGUUUCCAUGCCCUCUACCUCUUCCGACCCAAAAUCGACAAAUACAGCUCUAGAAAAAACACCAACGGCAGGAUCUUCUGGCACGAGCACGCUGUCUGUCAGGACGAUAGACUCCACUACAAAUAGUACAGCAUCGGACUCUACAUCAACGUCGCCUGUCGAAUCUACCGGCACGACAACACCUAAACGCGGCCGGAGACCGGCCAGCAUUAUCUCUCUCAAAGGAAAAAACCAGAUGGAGUCCAAGGGUAACAGGGAUUCCUCACAACACUCUCUACGCCGAAGAGCGUCCUGGGAUCGGCUGGUGGCCUCUGUCAGCUUAUCCAGCAGUAAACAGGAUGUCCCUCCAGUCCCCCAGGUUCCCGUAUCCCAGCCCACCCGCGCAAAGCCAGAAUCUCCAAAGAAGAAGGACGAGCUCUGGCAUGUCUUUAGAGCACUCGAUGUGGACUACCAAAAAUUUGCCUCGAAAUCGACAUCCCUCAAAGUCAAUGUUCUACGCUCCUCACUGCUACCCGUCCUUUCUCGUAUCUUGAAUCAUCCAUCCAAUCACAGGCUCCGGCCGGAAGAUCUGGACAGGCGCACAAACAUACUGAACAGGUGGUGGACUGGGUUACUGGAGCUGCUAAACGGACGCAAUGGCCAGUCUAUCACAGGAACAGACAGGCCUGUCUACCUGGAAUCAAUCGUCGCCAUAAUGACUCGGCCGGAAUGGAGAGUGCCUUUCCAGUCAAACGUCUCGGGCUCAUCCUCUACCUCCACCUCGAGAGUAGACCUGGCUGCUAGAUCCCAUACCUCCCUGGAGUCAACAGGAUCCGACUUUCUAGCAGAAUCAAUCCAUCAUAACAUCCGCAACACCUUCAACCAAAACCUACUCUCCCAGAUCGCCUAUUCCAUUGAUCGAAUGUCCGUAAGGCAUACGCCGGCAAGCUUGGUCUCCUUUUGUGGAAAAACUUGCGCAUACGCCUUUUUCUUCUGUCCUGACGUUGCCGGCGUGCUUAUCCGGCUCUGGAAUAUACCACCUACCAUUUACCGGAAUGUGAUAAAUGAGUUCGACGUUGGCCACAAUCAUGUCCUCAGAGGAGUCAUGGCAGAGGAAAUAUCAUCCCAGUUUCCCCCCGCUGUGCGAACCCUUUCAUUUUCUGGUCAUUCAUCCUUUAUACGCUCCCUACGGCGUAAUACUAUGGUUCCUCUUGCCGCUGCUCAAAUUAACUGGUUCGGUCCAUGGGCGCCUCGUUGGGCCGGCCGUGAUACAGACCUCUUCUUUAUCUUUUUAAAGCAUUUCUAUCUCCUCAUUACAGACAUGUUGCCUGCAAUCAGUGACAUGUCAAAAAGGAUAUAUGUUCCCGGGUUCAUUCCGGUACAUGCACAGAUGCUAAUCGUCUUACAAAACACCCUCAGUAAACACACUGGUCUACAGCCUACGGAUGCACUCCACAGUACCGCGAAUGCCACUUUUGAUGAUCUGUUAGAUGGAGCAGAUACACCUGCAAGCCUGCCUCUGAGGCAAACUAACUCGCUAAUAUUGAUGUCAGAGAGCAGGCUGAUCAUGACACUGCGAGACUUUAUUGCUGACUCCUCAAUGCAGCAGCUGACCAAACAGCUGUUUGUUCAAUCAUUCUGCAACAUACUCAAGCUCGGUGCACGAAAGACAUCUCUGUUUGACCACAAUGCAUGCUUUGCCUUAUGCGACUUUGUCGAGGAACUCAUCCCAUUAAUACCUCCAUAUUGCCGCACGAAUGAUCUGCACGACCCACUCGACUGGGACUUCUGGCUAGAUGUCUGUCUGGAAAUGUUGAAGAGCAACAAUUCACUUACCGAAGUCAGGACUUUUGCCUUCAUAUUUGCCGGCUGGGCGGAGAUUAUCCAUGAUCCAAGGCGGAAGGAGCGGUUAUGUAUAGAUAUGCUCCUUGGCCGUGAACUCUUCACCCGGUAUUUUGGCCAUUGGAGCCCCAUGGUUCGUGGAUACUAUCAUCGAUUGAUCUGCUGGAGGUUAGCUCGGCACGACGGUACCCAACAGUCAGAUCUUGAUAUUCGUAUAUACCAAACCCUGUACGAUAGACUGGGUCAAAUUUGGGAUCAAUUUAUUGCACACCAGUCAAUAGCUGAAAAAGGUCUGGUAGCACCUGUAUCAACCGCCCCCUGUACCCCUGCCCCGGGCCGCCGUCUUAUAAUUAUCCGGAAUGACUAUUUCCCCCCGGCCCCAAGCAUGUUUGUGUGUCUGGAUAACAUACUCCCGCCUUCAGUGGCAGUCCGUCCAUCUAGCAGGGAAUCUCCAAAGCAAACACAGGUUUCAACAUCUGAGGCAGACUCGACAUCACCGCAAAUAAAGAAAACCUGGAAAAUGCUGAGAACUAUAUUUAAGGGCAAUUCGAAUCCCAAACCUGGAGAAGUCACCCCACCCGGAAGCUCUAGUCCAGAGGUUCCUGGUACGGCAACCGUCAACGAAGGUCGCAACGCCAGUGAAAACACAAAAUCUCAACAGGAAGACGGAGCGAACCCCCGUUCUGAACCCGGCUCAAGCACCACACCGCGGCAAGCGUACACUUUCCGAUUUUGUCUGGAAUGGAUCGAUCGUCAGAGAUGGCCGAGUAGAAACAGACAGCUCUACCCGCCUUCACUUCCUGCACCAGCUCGUCUAUUCCUUCACGCACUCCGGAAACCUCCUAUAAACAUAUCAGACUCAAGCUCAGGUUCCAGGUCCCAUUCACGCUCAGGCACCGGUUCCGACAAUGGAUCUGAAACGGACUCCGCUGAAGAGAUCGAAUCUCAGAUAACCAGCGAAGCCUCCGGUACCGAUACCGUCGCUCCCCUGGUAAACAAUGCAUCAAAGAAUCUGUUUGCUGCUGCCAUUCAGCCUCCCGUCAAUGGUCCAAUGAAUAAAUAUGCAGGUCGAGCACUUGCAGAAUGGGCCAUGGUUGUGUCAGAGUGUGAUAAUUUCUUUGAACGAAGGCGCGACGAAGGCGUCCCUUGCGACCGGUUGGUUGAGGUUCCAACACUUGGUGCCGACAGCUUCCGGAAAUAA
Microsporum canis CBS 113480 is the source of this 3489-nucleotide messenger RNA. RefSeq lists its product as hypothetical. NCBI's taxonomy places the organism in Eukaryota, Fungi, Ascomycota, Eurotiomycetes, Onygenales, Arthrodermataceae. Bases 1 to 3489 code for a protein of 1162 amino acids. The record is from RefSeq and is a predicted model, not a curated record. The transcript has 3 exons.